This is a messenger RNA of Esox lucius (northern pike), 1547 nucleotides long. RefSeq names its product malate dehydrogenase 1Aa, NAD (soluble) (gene mdh1aa). The transcript has 9 exons. The record is from RefSeq and is a predicted model, not a curated record. Gene Ontology annotation, biological process: malate metabolic process; tricarboxylic acid cycle; oxaloacetate metabolic process. Lineage: Eukaryota; Metazoa; Chordata; Actinopteri; Esociformes; Esocidae. The coding region runs from base 179 to 1231 and encodes 350 amino acids. Gene Ontology annotation, molecular function: L-malate dehydrogenase (NAD+) activity. Gene Ontology annotation, cellular component: mitochondrion; cytosol.
CGAGUAAGGUUGAAAGAGAGCGGAACCGAUCCUAUAACUGCAUAGCAGCGCGAGUUUGUGUCAUCCGGGUUCGCGUCUCCUUGACGUUGUCGCGCAGACUUUCGACCUCUUCUUUUCGGCUGUAUUUACGCAAAGGCAGACGAACGGACAUUCAGUAGCUUGGGAGACAAGGUUCACCAUGUUGACGUUGUUGACAGCAAUGUACAUAGUGGUGCGGGCGGCAUCGUCAGAGGCCGAUCCAAUCCGUGUUCUGGUGACUGGCGCUGCUGGACAGAUUGCCUACUCUCUGCUGUACAGCAUCGCCAAGGGAGAUGUGUUCGGCAAGGACCAGCCUAUCAUCUUGGUUCUGCUGGACAUCCCUCCCAUGUUGCCAGUUCUGGAUGGAGUGGUGAUGGAGCUGCAGGAUUGUGCUCUGCCACUCCUGAGGGAGGUCAUCCCCACCGACAAGGUGGAGGUGGGCUUCAAGGAUCUGGAUGCCGCCAUCUUGGUGGGCUCUAUGCCCAGGAAAGAGGGCAUGGAGAGGAAGGAUCUCCUCAAGGCCAACGUGGCCAUCUUUAAGACCCAGGGGGCCGCCCUGGAGAAGUACGCCAAGAAAACUGUGAAGGUCUUGGUGGUGGGAAACCCUGCUAACACCAACUGUUUGAUUGCCUCCAAGUCCGCCCCCUCAAUUCCCAAGGAGAACUUCUCCUGCCUGACCCGCCUGGACCACAAUAGGGCUCGCUCCCAGGUGGCGAUGCGUUGCGGCGUGCCCGCCGAUGCCGUCAAGAACGUCAUCAUCUGGGGCAACCACUCGUCCACCCAGUACCCUGACGUGCACCACGCCAUGGUCAAGGUGAACAGCAACGAGGUGCCGGCAUUUGACGCCGUGAAGGACGACAGCUGGCUCAAGGGGGACUUCAUCUCGACUGUACAGCUGCGUGGAGCCGCCGUCAUCAAGGCCAGGAAGCUCUCCAGUGCCAUGUCUGCUGCCAAGGCCAUCUGUGAUCAUAUGAGGGACUGGUGGUUCGGCACCCUCGACGGUGAGUUUAUGUCUAUGGGCGUGUAUGCUGGUGGAAACUCCUAUGGAAUUCCUGAAGACCUCAUCUACUCAUUCCCUGUUCAUAUCAAGAACAAGUCUUGGACAAUCCAUGAUGGUCUGCCCAUCAACGACUUUUCCCGCGCCAAGAUGGAUGCCACAGCGGCGGAGUUGGUGGAGGAGCGGGACACUGCCCUCUCCUUUCUGAGCCAGUGACUCGCACCGCCCCCUACAGGCGCGACGCGGCAGUGGCAGUUAGAAGAAGCCCAGAGCCCCCCUGACUCGCGUCUGUGACCAGUACCCGUUCUGUCUGUCUGUGUGUGUGUGUGUGGGGUCCCCUCUAAGUGUGUGUUUCACUUUGUUUCUUUCAGGUAACGGUUAUUAAUAAUAAACCUGUAAUGAAAACACAAUCUAAAUGUUGGCCUUUGUCAGAAGACAUUGGGGAAUAUCCUUUGGGUAGAUAACGCACAAUAGAUGUACUUACUGGUACAAGUUCCAACAAUAAAAACAAAUGCAAAACAGAUCCAACUAA